Messenger RNA from Rotaria sp. Silwood1, 2010 nucleotides. The record is from the annotation of a GenBank genome assembly. Lineage: Eukaryota; Metazoa; Rotifera; Eurotatoria; Philodinida; Philodinidae.
AUGGAUGAAACUGCUGAUGUUGACGUCGAGAAGAGUUGCGGGCAAGUGAAAUCUCAUCGUUUUCGCUGUUCAAUGAAUCAAUCAACAUGUUUAAGUGUCAUGGCAUUAGGAAAUGGACAGAAUGAUUGUAAAAAUAAAUUUGAUGAAAUAUGGUUCGGCAUAGGGCGAAUGUUGUCCAGAAUGAAUUGUAAUGAACGACGAACAGAUGAAUGUUCUCUUCUUCGUCGAUACAUCGAACAAUCGUGGUCAUCAGUGAACAAGAAUGAGAUCCGUUCCCAACUGGGAACUCCUUUUCACUGGUAUUGUAAUUCAUUUUUGGAUUCAGAUUCAGGAGAAGAUGAAAAUAUCGAUCUAUGUCGACAAUGGUGGGUCUGUCUCGAUGAUCAAAAAAGAUGUCGAACAGGACAGUGCAUUGAUCCAUAUUGGUUGCUCGACUCUGAAUGGGAUUGUGCGGAUGGAUCUGACGUAGAAGAAUUAUUUUAUCAAAGAAUCGAAACCUUGGAACAACUAAAUCCAAGUUUUGCUUCUAUCAAUGAAUCUCAAUCUCGGUUUGGUAUUUGUAAUAGGACACAUCCAUUCGCUUGCCUUUCCCACGACACAUCAUUGAAUCAAUACAAAUGUCUCGAGUUUACUCCACUUGGUGAUAAGGAGAUUGAUUGUUUAGGAGCCAUUGAUGAACCUCACACGCUCCAACAUUGUGAUGGAACAUCAAUGCUCGGACUCAACUUCAAAUGUUCAUCGGAUAAUAUGUGUAUUCCAUACUCAAGUCAAUACUCAGGGCAUUGUGAGUUGGGUCAUCGAUGUCCAAACAAAGCAGAUGAUGAGCAAUGGUGUUUUGAUCGAAACAAUUCAACCAGUUGUGAUGGAUUCCAUAAUUUUGUUUGUUUUGAUGGAAGUUGCGUUUCGGUGUAUCGAUGUGAUGGAAAAUGGCAGUGUCCAUUUGGUGAAGAUGAAUAUAUGUGUGAUUAUAGAAAUACCGUUUCAUCGUUCUAUUCUUAUCGUCGACUAAAAGAAUUAGCUGUUAAAGACCAAAUUCAUUCACUUCAAUUGUUCCAUUUUCCAAGUGAUGCAAAUAUCACACAGACCAGUGAAAAUUCGGCCAUGACCACAGAACCUGUCGACAUGUCUCUCUACAACACAACAUCAUCAUUAUUAAUCUCAGCCUAUCGAUGUAAUCGUGGCCUUGGAAUUUUAUCAACAAAUCAUUCGAUCGUUUGUUUCUUCCCACCACAAUAUUAUGGAAAUUAUUGUCAAUAUCACAGUGAUCGAUUUUUACUUCUACUUCAUCUUAAUCUUUCUCAAUCAAUUUAUUCUGUUCAAAAUCAUACUGAGAUUCUUCUCAAAGUUCUUCUUUUGUUCUUCUUUGAAAAUCAAGUAUUGAUGACCAAUCAAUUUCAGGUUCAACCAGCAUUAGAAAUGAACAAGAUCUACAAAAAAACUUUUCAUUUUGUCUAUUCUCAUUCAUUAAGAUUUCGUCAAGAACGAAUGAAACGAUAUUUCAAUCGUUCAAAUAUUCUUCAUUCUCAUCCUUAUUCGAUUCGUAUUGAAAUGUAUGAAACACAACGAGACAAACAAGUGUCGUUGAUCGCAGGUUGGCAAUAUUCAAUUGACUUCGAUUAUUUACCUGUUUUUCUUUUAGCCAAAGUUCUUCGAUUAACCAAACCGAAUCCUUGUUUGACUAAUCCAUGUAAUAAAAAUCAACAAUGUCAACAAUUAAUCAAUGACCAAUCCAAAUAUCUUUGUCUUUGCAAAAGUAACUUUACUGGAGAAGGCUGUUCCAUUGAAGAUUCACGUUGUAAGAAUGGUUUUUGUGCAGCACAAGCCUUGUGUAAACCAGAUUAUCAAAGUUUACUUCGAGGCAAUCAGUCACCUUACUGUAUUUGCCCAUACAAUCGAUAUGGUCCUCAAUGUGACAUCAACAUUGAUGAUGUUUGCCAAUCGCAUUUAUAUCGAACAACAAAACGUGCAACACAACCAACAAUGGUUAUCAACUCAGUAACAGGUAAUUAA